UUCACCUUCACCUGCUUAGCACACGAGCACCCACCACCCAUCACCCGGCCAUAGCGCUCAGCCCACUCUACUCUGCCAUAUCUCAGAUCAGCAUCCCUCACCACUCGCCCGCCCAAUCUAAUCUCAUGGCUUCACCAACAGCCAUCCCACACGCCCAGACUUCCUCCCACCGCCACCACAAUCAGCAGCACGCACCUCCUGCCUCCUCUCCCCCUCGCGUCGGCUUAGGUUUUGGCUCCUCUGCCACCAACAACAACAACCGCAACUCUCCACCACUCCUCUCACCCAUCUACGCAAGGACUGCAUUCUCCCUCCCUGGAGGUCCCGUGAGCCCUUCCAACAGCUUUAGGAACACUGCAAGUGGCGCCUGGACUACGGCGGGAGUUAAUGUUGGAGGAGCACUGAAGAGCCCUACAGCCAUUGCUAGCCAGCAGACUGCUCAGAAGGACUACUUUCCCGAACGCGACCCGACGGGAAUGCACCAUCGUUCUUCCUCCAUGUCCUCCACCACCUCCAGCGUAGACUCCAAUGGGCCUCCCACCCCUCGAACAGGCGAGGCACCUGGGUCCCUGGCAGGAGGCGCUCCACUCGGCAGGGUCCGCUCCAUCCCUCUCCCAAGCUCAUACGAAGCAAUCAAGGGUUCAAAGGAGGGCUGGAAUGGAUCACAAGGCUGGGCAGGUCUCUCUUCGUUCCGCUCGCAGAGCAACGCCGCUGCCGGUGCAUCCAACGGCGCCAGCGCCACCUCACCCCCGGCCGCAGGCGGAGGAGGGAUGGGCCAUCUUUUCCGACGUCUGAGCAUGAGUGGCAAUCCCGCCGCGCAGAACCCACACCGACGUGAGAACAACCACCACCAUCACCAAGCUGGACACGGCCACCGAAGUGCGAGCAUCAGCUAUGCCGGCAGCUCGAGCGUGACUGCUGGCCAUCCGCCUCUGGGGUCUGCAGCGCCCGUGAAGGAAUCGACGGCCGAGCUGGCAGGCGCCCCGGUAGCACCCGCUGCAGCUGCCGUACCCGAUGCUCCCGGAUCACUCGCCUCGCCCAGCACAGUUGGCACAACCUCGAGCCAGAAGGUCGCUAGAGGCAGACGCGGUGAGGCGGGAGCGAGUAUCAAGAGGAAGCCUAGCCCACAUGGGGAACGUCUCCUCAUGGGAUGGACUCACGCGCACUAGGCGGAUAGCGCCACGGUCGGCUUUUGUUGUCUCUUUUCAUUCUUCUCUGUGCUAUGCUCUCGCUUCCUCCACUCGAUCUAAGAAAGACUUGUACUUGUACUUGUACCCGCACCCGCUCUCGCUAUCGCUCUCGCUCUCGCUUUCAUGCAAGGGAGGAGGAUUCGCUUUCAGAGACUGCCGCUCCUCAUUUCCUCAUUUCCUCAUUUCCUCGCUUUCGUGUCUCUUUGCUCGAUUGGUCACUCGCUCAAAGUUGUGUUUCUUUCUUUGUUCCGCUAGUAGUCUCGGUCCUAGCUCUGCAUGCACUGCUUCCUUGCUCUUCCUGAUGGGUGGAUGGAUGGAUGGAUGGAUGGGUGGGUGGGUGGAUGCUGCAAAUCUCUGAAUUGACGUGAGGUGACUGGUCG
Molecule: messenger RNA, 1570 nt
Organism: Microstroma glucosiphilum
Lineage: Eukaryota; Fungi; Basidiomycota; Exobasidiomycetes; Microstromatales; Microstromataceae
Exons: 2
Coding region: 126-1169 (347 amino acids)
Source: RefSeq, a predicted model, not a curated record